UCAAAAGCCGUCUUUUAUUGACUUUCUAUCUUUUUGUGGUCCCCACACUCCAUCACCUCCUUCAACUGGGCUUUGCCUUUUUCCAGUCCUCAACCCCGAAAAUGUCGGGUCCACGGAAUCUACGGUUCCGAGCCGUCUCCGUAUAAGAUACAAUACAUAUACGGAUAUACCUUCUCAAACUUCUUUUGCAGGAGAAUUCUUAGAUUUUCUUUUACUAUUUUUUGGUUUUUUAUUUUUAUUUGUUUCUUCUCUUUUCUACCCACAAAAAGAUCCUGUCUUUGAUCUAUCGCAACAAAGAAGGUUAUAACUUGGAAGAAAGAAAAAAUUGAGCUCUUAAAAAAAAAAAAAUGCCGCCUUGCGCUGAUUAGCCAUGUACUUCUUAGCUUCAUGGCAUUCACGGAAGGUGGUAUUUUGACUUUUGAAGCCUAAAGAGAAAAAAAAAAACCAAAAAAUUAGUUUUUUGGAGGAAGGUUUGGUUUUUUUAUUAUGAAUCAACAGCUUUUUUUGUUGUUUGAUAGAUUGAAGAAAGGGUCUUUCAAGUGUGGAUAGAUUUGAUGGGUUUCAAGUGAUUAUCUUUCUGUCUCUCUCUCUCUCUCUCUCUCUCUCUCUCUCUCUCUCUUUUUUCAAUGGAGAAGAGAUUAAAGCCAUUCUUGAUGGUUCUUCUUCAUGGCUUUGAUUGGUUUCUUGAUUUCAAUGAAAACAGAGUUUGAUUUUUCACUGGUCAAUUGUUGAAGGGCUUGAAGAAUUUUAGUUUCUUUAGUUCUGUAUAUUGCCUAGGAGUAUUGUUUCAGGAACAUUCUCUUGAUUGUGUUCCUUCUUCUUCAAAGGAGGCAGAUAACAUAGAAGGGGAGCAAGAUAAAGGGAAGCUUUGGGUUUAAGGUUUUAUAGCGUUUGUAGUAUUUGGAGUGAAUUUCAAGGAUUUAAGAAAUGGCAGAAGAGGCUAAUUCUUGGAUUAGGAGAACAAAGUUUUCUCACACCGUUUGUCAUAGAUUGGACUCAUCUAAAUUUAUCUCUGUUCCUUUCCACCUACAAUCAGACAGUAAUCCAGACUGGAGUUUGGGAUGGAAACCAAGGUCAACAGUGGCUUCUUCUAAUCAGAAAGCAGUUCACAAUGAUAUACAGAUUCAGCGAAAUCCAAUCACAAACAAGCAAAGAUCUGUUUCUCCUCUUCCUCAGACUGUUCUCUCUGAUACAUUUAAGGAAGCAAGGUCUGAGAGCAGGAGAUUCUCAACUCCACAUCCUCGAAGGAAAGAAUCGGAGAAGCGACGCAUGGGAAAGUUUUUCCACAAAGAACCUCAUGACAAGAAAGGAUCCAGUUCACCAGCGCCAUCAAAUUCAAGUCCCCUUAGGCACGUAGGUUCCAUGAAAGUUUCAGAUAAGUCAAAGAGCAGGAAAGAAUCGGCUUGGACUAAGUAUUUUGACCAUGCUGGAGGAAGGGUUAACGCUGUAGAAGCAGCUGAUGAACACACUGUUGAACUUUCACAGCUAUUUCUUGGGCUUAGAUUUGCACACGGUGCGCAUAGCCGGCUUUAUCAUGGGAUAUAUAAGGAGGAAGCUGUUGCAGUUAAAAUUAUACGGGUACCAGAUGAUGACGAAAAUGGAAACUUAGCCGCACGAUUAGAGAAACAGUUCGAUAGAGAGGUUACUCUUUUAUCUCGACUCCACCAUAUGAAUGUUAUAAAGUUUGUAGCAGCAUGCAGAAAGCCACCGGUUUAUUGUAUUAUAACAGAAUAUUUAUCAGAGGGUUCAUUGAGGGCAUACUUGCACAAGCUUGAUCACAAGUUGCUUCCAUUGCGAAAGUUAAUUGCUAUUGCUCUGGAAGUUGCUCGUGGAAUGGAAUACAUUCAUUCUCAAGGAGUCAUUCAUCGUGAUCUUAAACCAGAAAACGUCCUUAUUGAUCAGGAUUUCCACCUGAAAAUUGCUGAUUUUGGUAUAGCUUGUGAGGAGACAUAUUGUGAUUUCCUGGCAGAUGACCCAGGGACUUACCGUUGGAUGGCACCUGAAAUGAUCAAAAGGAAAUCGUAUGGAAAGAAGGUGGAUGUGUACAGCUUUGGACUAAUCUUGUGGGAAAUGAUAGCUGGAACAAUCCCAUAUGAGGAUAUGAAUCCUAUCCAAGCUGCUUUUGCAGUUGUGAACAAGAAGUUGAGACCUGUUAUCCCAGGAGACUGCCCUCCUGCCAUGCGAGCUUUAAUUGAGCAAUGUUGGUCGUCGCACCCAGAUAAGAGGCCUGAAUUUUGGCAGAUAGUGAAGGUGUUGGAGCAAUUUGAGUCCUCACUUAAUCAUGAUGGAACCCUGAAUUUGGUACCGAACCCAACUUGCCAAGAUCAUAAGAAAGGGCUCCUUCAUUGGAUUCAAAAGCUUGGUCCCGUGCACCCUCACUCUAAUACCUAUACUUCACCUGUGCCUAAACCUAAAUUCUCAUGAAUCUUUAUUGUGACCUGGCUUUUGUAGUGUCACCGGGUCGGUCGAUUGUAAUUAAAAGGUUCGUUUUCUAAGCUUCUUCAUUUGUACUGUAUGUCACAUUCAUGUGGGAGUGUGAAUGAAUUAGAUCGGUAGGCAUGCAUCAAGGUGAAUGCAUCUUUUACUAUUAUACAUACACAACAAAUUAAGAUAUUGGCCCGAAAAGAAUUUAAAAAUCAUUUUCAUUUUAGAAAGUUUUAUGUUUCAGCUUCUUGGGAACAUUUUGCAUAUGCACAUGUGCAAACCGUGUUUAUAGCUGUGCAUACACAGGUUUUUUUUUUUUGUUUCUCUUCCAAAGAAAAAUACUUCGUGUGCACAAAUCAAAAAGAAAAAAAGUCUCUUCAUUUUAUAUAGUUCUGUCUAUUUUCAUUAAUUGCACAUAUUAAUGUUAGUUUAGCAACUAUACAUGGUUUUCCAGCAAGGUUUACCUCUAUGAUUUUGGAAGAUGAGUUACGUGAGAAUUUUGUCAUGGAAAGUUUAUUCAUUUUAUUGUAUAUUUCAUUUCAUGAAUGCAAUUUAUCAUGACUUGAAACUCGUUGGGUCAUUCACACCAUUCUUCUCUUCUAUUGUUUUAUCAAACUGGAUGCUAGUGUUAAUAUAUGUUUUGGUUCACAUGCAUUCAUUCAUUUCCCUUCCAUUUGUUUAAAUCUUCCAUUGGAAUUAAACCCCUGUUUUACUGUAAUUAAUUUCCCAUCGGAACUGAAUUUGUCAUGUAAUUUAAGCAUGUUCUUACAUUCAGCAUUAUCAUUACAAAUGAACCAUGCAUAUGUUAGUGUAAAUCCACUGAAAAAAGUUUCUUCCUGUUAGUUGAGUUUCGUUAAUAUUUUGGUUUCAGAAUUCAGGAAUCUGCCACUUCCUGAAGAGAAUUUCUUUUUUUUUUUUAAAUAAAAAAUUGAACAAAUUAUUUGUCAAAAAUAUGACAAUUUUAGGCAUAAAGCAAGUUAGCAGAACAUGUGUUCUCUCUUUUCGUAUGUGCAUUAUAAAAGAAAAAAGAAUAAUUAUGUUGGGGAUUACUCGGCCCAUGUCAUGUCCCAAUCUUGUGUAGGUACAAUGUAACCAAUAUGGUCCAUAUUAAUUAGUAGUGAGUUUUAAUUGGAGGGUGUCCCCAUCAAAUAUCAAAAUCAAUUUAUUUAAUUUUUGACCCGUUGUUGUUGGAUGAGCUACACCCACA
Durio zibethinus is the source of this 3631-nucleotide messenger RNA. NCBI's taxonomy places the organism in Eukaryota, Viridiplantae, Streptophyta, Magnoliopsida, Malvales, Malvaceae. The record is from RefSeq and is a predicted model, not a curated record.